CAGCGCGGAGCUGGCGGCAGCAUGGCCCGCCUGCUGGGCACCCUGCGCAGCUCCCAGCCCGUGGCGCGCUUCCAGCGCUCCUGCGGGCUCUUCCCCGCCGGCGAGGAGGGCGGCGGCAGCGGCGAGCCCGCGGAGGGGCCCCGGGACGGCGGCGUGUGCAAUGGAGCGGCCGCGCUGCGCCGCCCGGCCGGCGCUGCCCCCGGCGGGGUGCGGAGCGGCCGCGGCCCACAGGGUUGCACACAGAAGUAUAUUGUGAAGAACUACUUCUACUACUACUUGUUCAAGUUUUCAGCUGCUUUGGGUGAAGAGAUUUUUUAUAUCACUUUCCUUCCAUUUACCUACUGGAAUAUAGAUCACUCUGUGUCUAGAAGAAUGAUAAUUGUUUGGUCUAUAGUGAUGUACAUAGGCCAGGUCUCCAAGGACAUCCUGAAGUGGCCUCGGCCCCUGUCACCACCUGUGGUGAAGCUGGAGAUGAGGACGAAUGCAGAGUAUGGGAUGCCAUCCACCCACGCCAUGGCAGCUACAGCCAUCUCCUUCUCCUUCUUCAUUGCAACCAUGAACCAGUACAAGUAUCCAUUUGAGCUCGGCCUCGCAGCAGCGUUCGUGUUCUCGACGUUGGUGUGCCUGAGCAGGCUCUACACAGGGAUGCACACAGUCCUGGAUGUGAUUGGAGGAGCACUGAUUUCGGCCGUGCUGCUCGUGCUCUUGUAUCCUGCGUGGGACACAAUAGAUCACUUGCUGUUGACCAGCCCCUUCUGCCCAUUGGUUUCCAUAGUUGUGCCUCUUUUCUUAUGCUACAACUACCCCAAACUAGACUAUUACAGCCCUACCAGGGGAGACACCACUACCAUCUUAGGAGCAGCAGCUGGAGCAACUGUGGGAUUUUGGUUAAACAACCAGUACGCUGCUCCAGCCCACACUGGCACGAGUGCUCAGGCUGAGCUUCCUCUGGCCAGCAGUGCAGUGGUGUUUGUGCUGGCCAGGUUCUUCACAGGGAUCUUGGUUGUGCUGCUGGCCCGCUGGCUCACGAAGAGCGCGGUGCUGGCCGUGCUGGGCCAUCGCUACCAGUUCCCCAGGGGUGACCUGCAGGCCCGGAGACGCCUGGAGGUUGAGGUGCCCUACAAGUUUGUGACGUACUCCUGCGUUGGCUUCACGGCCACCGUGCUCGUGCCGCUGCUGCACCAGCUGCUGGGGCUGAUGUGAGCGCAGCUGCUCCUCACUGAGCCCCCUGCAGCACCACGCUCUGGGGACAGGACACUCCAGGCUGCUGACUCGACCAAAAAGUGUUUUUGUGCCUUUCUGCACUGGUGUGGUGGGUUUGGCUCUGGCUGCGUGCCAGGGGCUCACCAAAGCUGCUCUGUCACUCCUCUCUCUCCAGGGAGAGAAUAUAAUGAGAGGAUCAUGGCUCAAGACAAGGGCAGGGAGAGAUCACUCAGCAGUUUUACUGUCACAGGCAAAACAGAAUUGACUUGGGGAAGUAAGUUUAAUUUAUUACCAAACUAAUCAGAGCAGGAUACUAAGAAAUAAAACCGAACAUUUACAACCACCUUUCACCUACCCCUCCCUUCUUUCUAGGCUCAACUUCCCUCCUGACAUCUCUAGUUCCUCCUACCCACCAUCACAGGGGGAUGGGAGUGGAGGUUACAGCGAGUUCAUCACAUGUUGCUGCUGCUGCUCCUUCCUCCUCAGGGGCAGAACUCCUCACACUCCUCCCCUGCUCCAGCAUGGGGUCCUUCCCACAGAAGACAGCUCUCCAAAAACAUCUCCAAUGUGAAUUUUUCCAUGGGCUGCACUUCAUCCAGCAUGGGUCCCCUGAGGGAUCAAAAGUCCUGCCAGGAGCCUAUUUCAACCUUUCUUAGGGCAUCACCCUGUUUCAGUGGGGGGUCCUCCACUGAUUGCAGGCGGAUCUCUGCUCCCCAUGGACCUCCAUGGGCUGCAGGGGAGUCUCUGCUCUGGCACCCAGAGCACCUCUUUCUCUUCCUUCUGUGAUCUUUAUAUCUGCAGAGUUGUUCCUCUCCCAUGUCUUCACUUCUCUGUCUGCCUGUGGUUGUGCAUGUUUUUCCUCCCUUCUUAACUCUGUCAUCCCAGAGGUGCUGCUGCUGUCCCUGAUGGGCUCAGCCUUGGCCAGCAGUGGAUCUGUCUGGAAGCCAGCUGGCAUUGGUUCUGUUGGACACAGGGGAAGCUUCUGGUACCCUCUGGGAGAUGUCACCCUUAUAGCCACCACCAUGCCCUUGCCACACAAACGCAAAGGAGCUGGCCUAAAAAAUCUGACUUAUGGGAAUUGCUGUGCACAGAUAACUUUGGGUUAGAAAUCACUGACCCCACUGUCCCAUAAUUAGACACCCUUUGGCCAGGCAGCUAAAUGUGACAAGCACACAGCCAGAAUCCCUGCCAGAGCAGUAGCAAAGGCUGCUUUGCUGUGGGGUUGGGGUUGCUGGGGAGCAGGGCUGUGCCUCUGCCUGCCUGGCUGUGGGGCUGCUCCUGAAGCAGUAGAGCAAGACAAGGCAGGGCUCAGGUUUGGGACAGCAGGGAAAAAGUGGCUGGUGGGGUGGGGGGAGAUGUGACCAGCCAAAAUCAAAAUGCCAUCAUUGGGCAGAGCUCACAGUGUCUUCUGAUGGCACUGCCAGACCAGGCUGGUUCUGUGUGGAAGGUUUUACUCAUUAUUAAAAUCUAAAAUAAAAAAACCAAACCCAAAACAUAAAAGAGAAGGAAAAGCAAAUACAAAAUGUUAAUGUGAUUUGCAACAAAUUUCCUUGGAUAUUAAUAAGAAAGCCUCCACUAAAACAUCCUUUGCCUACAAACUGAGCAGAGUUAUUAGCACAGCACUGAGCUAGAGGAAAGGAAAAAGUCCUUCCUGUCUUUCAGGGGUGACAAGUAGAGUCCCUAAACUGCGUUGUGGAAGGAGCUGAGCAGUGACUCUGGGACUACAGCGUGUGACAAUUACAGAUGCCAUCAUUUUCAGCUGCUGCACAGCACCGCAGCUGGUCUUCCAUGCAUCCUGCAACACUUUGUGUACACUUGUAGAAUAGCAGGGAGGUGUGUCCAUAGGAAGGGCAUCCCUAUAUCUCAGGCUGCUUAUUUAAAACAAUAUAUUUCAGCUGUUGGACCAAUGAGCUGUUGAGAAAUACAGCAGUGAACGUGGUCUGCUUGGCUAGGAACAUGUACAGUGCUAUUGCUGCAGAGCUUCAAGCAUGGCCCCUGUGCCUUGCCUGGCAGAAUGUACAGUGAGAGCCAGCUUUCUACCCAUGUCCACUUGUCUUCCUGGCUGCAAGAAAAAUGAAUCUGAAGAAUGUAAAAGGGGUGCUUUGCCAUCCAUUGACUGCCUGGAUUAACAUAACCAAUUCCAAAACUGGAAUAGCUGGGAGAUGUCUGAGGAGUGCGAGGUGAAAAAGCUGCACCACUCUAAACCCAGGUUGCCAUUCUCCAGAAGAAAUGCAGGCAGAAAUUGUAACAAGUUUAGAUUUUCUCAGGUUGUGUGGACUUUACACGUGCAUGCAAACAGCUCCAGUAAGCCUUUCAGCAGGGCACAUGGCCACUCACACCUGCCCCUGGGUGAGGGCUGGACAGGGGCCACCACAGCCAUGGGGUUCCGUGCUCAGCCUCUCUCCCUCCCAUACACCACAGAAAUUCUGCCAUCAGGUUUAAAAUACCUUUAAACACCUUGUGCUAAGAGAGCUGCAUGACACACAGGUGCAGUGCACAACUGGAGCCCUGCAGAGGGGCCACAUCACAAAACUGGGAAAAAACUUGGCAGCAAGAUGUGCAUUUAAGCUGGGGAUUGGAAUUACUCCCAAGAAAGGCACAUUGUUACAGGGACAUUCAUGCAGCUUUAUGUGUAAAAUUUCUGUUCUGAUUCACAGCUAUUUUAUGCUAUGAAGAUUUUAUAAAUUAUAUAUAAAUGCUGCACAGGUAUUUUUAUAGUAUUCACCUGCAUGUGAUUCAUGCAAUAAAUGCAAA
Molecule: messenger RNA, 3957 nt
Organism: Zonotrichia leucophrys gambelii
Lineage: Eukaryota; Metazoa; Chordata; Aves; Passeriformes; Passerellidae
Gene: SGPP2
Product: sphingosine-1-phosphate phosphatase 2
Exons: 5
Coding region: 22-1203 (393 amino acids)
Biological process (GO): sphingosine metabolic process
Cellular component (GO): endoplasmic reticulum membrane
Molecular function (GO): sphingosine-1-phosphate phosphatase activity
Source: RefSeq, a predicted model, not a curated record